AUGUUAUAAAUUUCUAACGUUUCUAAUACACAAUUUUAUAGUCCUUAAUCUUCAAUUCAUUCAGAUUAAUUCAAAAGUAUUCAAGAAUAAAAUACUACUCCAUUUGAUGAAAAAAGUAUCACUCCAAAAAGCCAUAAAAAUUCAAAUAUUUAAAAAUUUUUAUUGGACAAUCUAAACGAUUUUAAAGUUUAAGUUCCUAUUAAUAACACUUAAUAUUUUGAAUAUUCCAAACAACCUUAAUAAUAAUAAGAAACUCCUUAAUCAAAAACUUAAGAUUUUGGAUUUGAUGACUUCCCUUAAUAUGAAGAUAAUUAAAUGAAUAAUAGUGAAGCAGUUGGUUAAGAUUCAUAUUAAGAAAUGCAAAAACAUUUAGAUUAAAGAAUGUAUGUAAAGAACUUUUCAAAUAUUUCAGAAUUUAUUUAAGAUAUUUAAAAAAUUAAUGAAACUGAAAAAAAUAAUUAACUUUCCUCUGAAUAAUUAUCAUUAAAUCAAUUAGAAAAAAAAGUUUUAUUGAAAGCACCAGAAAUCCAAACUUAAAAUUUAAGUGAUCCCUAUUUAAUUGAAAUAUCUACUUAACCAUAAAUAAUAGAAAAUAAACACUUCCCUUUUCAUGAUUCUCAUCAAAUUUAAACUGAAGAAAAUUAAAAUAAUUUCAAAUAAAUAUUUCCUUAAUCAUAAAACAGUCCUCAAUUUGUAACUGUAAAUAAUAUUUCCAAUAAAACUCAACAACCAUAAUAAAUAGAAAAUAAUCAGCAUUUUAAGUUCUAUGAAAAUUAUUCAGUUUCCUAAAAAUCUUUAAAUGAUUUACUCCCUGAAUCUAAUGUUUCAUAAGAAAUUAGAAAUUCAACUAUAUCUCAACCUUAACUAAUUUAAUAGUAAUAGUUUAAUACUAAUUAUUCUCCAAUUUAAUCUUUAGAUUUCAUUUAAAAAAGUUAAUAAUUAAAUCUUAGUUCUGAUUCAGAAAAAAAAUCCUUAUCAAAUAAAAAUAUGAAUAAUUGUAAAGUUUAAAUCCAAAAUGAUAAUUCUGAAUUUUCUUUGGAAGAUUUUCCUACUAAAAAAAAACCAAUAAACUAUUUUAUUAAAGAUAAUAAUAUUAAAAUUCCAAAUUUGUUAUCUGAACAACAAAAAGUUUUAAAUCAAAAUCCUUAAGAUUUAGUUUCUUAGCCUAAUUCACAAUAAUUAAACUAAUAAUUCGAAUAAAUAAAUCAAUAGUAGCAAUUUAAUUAAUAAUAAUAAACAAAUUAGGGUUUCCAACCUAAUUAAAGAGAUGAGGGUGUUAAUUAAAAUAUAGAACAUAUUAAUUAAAAAAUGAGUCUCAAUUCUUUAGAAUCUUUGGUUUACUCAUAAAAAGAAGAAGAUGCAAAUAUUUUAAGUGAGGAAGAAUACUUUUACGAUAUAGAUAAUAAUGAAUGGAAUAAAAGUAAAGAUAUUCAAUAAGUUAUAAAUAGAGUAUCUCAAAACUUUAGUUAAUAUAAGUAGUAAAACAAAGAAAAUUAAUAAUAUAUUAAUUAAAAAAAAUAAUAAUAAUAUAUCUAAUGUUAAUAAAAUAAAUUGGUUGAAUAAUAAUAAAAACUUAAUAUAACUCCAAGAAAUCAUGAAAAAAAUAAAGCUUCAGUUUCAAAUGAAAAUUCAUAGGAAAAUAUAAAUCCUAAUUAAUCUCCUUCAUUUUUUUCAAUUAUUUCUUCAAAUUCUGUUAGUGAAAAAAAGAAAAAUAAUCCUUUUGUUCUUGAAGAUACAGAAAUUGUUGAAGAUCCAAAUUGGGAUAAAAUUUUACCUUAAUUUGAUUAUUAAUUUGAAGUAAAAAAUGAAUUGAAAAAAACUUUGGAACCAAUAUUAGAAAUGCAAGAAGAAUCAAAUACUUAAAGUUAUAGUUAUACAGUCUAAAAUAGAAAUUCAAUAUUAUUUUAAGAUAAUACAAUUUCAGAGUUUUAAGAGAAAUCAACAGAUGAAUCGAAAAUCAUCCAAUCUUCAAUAAAAGUACAAUCUCAAGAAAUUACAUAAGAUUAAAAAGAAAUUGCUAUUAAAGAUAGUAAUAAAUAACCUAUAAAUACUUAAUAAUUAAUAGAUUUAUUAAUUCCAGAUUUAAAUAAAAUUAUUAAAAAAUCAUUCUAAUUAAAUAUUGAAAAUCAAUUAUCCUAGUUGGUAUCAUAAUUUUAACAAAAAUUAUAAGAUGAAGAAUAAAAUAACUUUGAUAUUUACUAAAUAAAAGAAUAAGUAUUAUAGAUGAACAAUUUAGUUUAAGGAUAUGGUAAAAGGCUAGAAUAAAUAACACAUAAGCUAAAUUAAGAUAAAGAGAAUUAAAAGUCUCAAAAAAUUUUAGAUUAAAAUUAAAAUAAAGCUCAUUUUUGCCAAGAUUCCUAAAAAAAUACCUAAUAAAAAUAAAUUUGUUCUCCUUUUGAAUUAAAUUUAGAUGAUAAUUUUGAAGAAUCUCAAAUAUAGAAUGAUUAAUAUUCGAAAUAAUCAGAUUCAAGAUUAUAAAUUGUUUAAUCAAGUUUAUAUAAUAAUAAAACUGUUAAAAAAGGCUUUAAUCAUAGUUUGCAAUAGAUAGAAAAUGAAUAAUAAAAAAUUGAUAGCCAAAUAAAAUUAGACUUAGAAGAUAACUUACCAAAAUAUUUAACAAAUUAUUAGUUUUAAAAUUAAUCUCUGAAAAGACUUUAAGAAUAUGAGAUUUAAAAUUAUAAGAAACAAUGUUUAAGUGAAUAGAUAACUCUUUUAGACACUUAUGAAUUGAUAGUGACAUUAACAUCAGAAAAUUACUAAAUCAACAAUAUUUAAGGAUAUAGAACAAUAGUUUUAUUUAAAAAUAAAGCACAAUAUGAUAUCUAAAAUAUCAUUGUCUAAUAUAAUUCGAAUAAAAGUAUGUAUUUGAUAUAUAAUUUAUUAUAGUUAAUGAUGAAUAUAUAGUAGAGCCUGAGAGAAUUAAUAAAUAAUUUUUAAGUCCAGGACAGAUAUUUAGAUAGGAGAUAAAAUUUUAAUAUUACGAUAUUUAAAGUGUUUAUUUAAAUUGUUACAUAAAGUAUACAAUUAACAAUUAUAAAACUGGAUAUAAUUUUAAUAAAUUAUCUUAGAGUUAAGGAUUAUAAAGUACUUAAGAAUAUAAAAAUUUAUUUCUAUCUUAAAUGAAUAGCAGAAAUGGGAUUUAAGAGUAAAAAUUAAAUAUUAUAAUUAGAGUUGGACAAUUUAAAAGAAACUUUAAUUUUUGUAUUGCUAGACCAGCUAAUAAAUUUUUUGUUUAUAAUUUUAUAACAAAGGAUGAAAUUAAUGAAUGCAAAAUGACAUGUUAAAGCGAAUAGUUCAAUUCAAGAAAUACUAAUGAAAUGUUAAUAUUUUAUCCAUGGUUGAUAAAGAUAGAUGAUUGUACUAUUGGAGGAAAAAUGUUGAUUCAAUAAAAAAAUCAUAGUCAUGAAUUUAUUAUAAAAGUAGUAGUUAAUAGAAAUUAAAAAGGGAUUAUAUAUAUGAAUGGGAUGGAUAUGGAUUAAAAAUUAAGUUAACAUUUUCUCACAUUCUUUACUUUCCUAUUUAGCAAAUUGUAUUGA
Paramecium sonneborni is the source of this 3536-nucleotide messenger RNA. The record is from the annotation of a GenBank genome assembly. Lineage: Eukaryota; Ciliophora; Oligohymenophorea; Peniculida; Parameciidae.